ACCUUCUGUAAUCUGUGGUUAGGACGGAAUUGCCAGAUUACAAUUAAAAACUACAAAAAAUUUAAAGCUAAAUAAAAUAAACGUUUAGUUUAAAGGCAAGGCAAGUGCAAAAAAACAAUUGCGGAUUUGAAAUAUUUUUGAAACUUAUGCGUUUUGCUACCAUAAAUCGAAGUGUGUUUAUUGUAAAUACGAUUUCAUACCAUUCGUACACCACUUGAAUCUGUUAUGGAAUCUGUGUAUUUAUCUGUCAUUGAAAGGUCACCUUGAUAAGCCUUGGUGAAGUUCACAGGAUUCAAAUAGUUCAAAUUGAAGAUUCACGUAGCGUACUUACUGGGAUAUUUUGACACCGCGAAACUUUCAGCCUUACCAUGGAUGUAAAUGGUACACAGAGGUUUAUCGAGCGGGGCUCGCAUAAAGGGAAGGGUUUGGCAGUAUUAACCAGUGGUGGCGACUCCCAAGGAAUGAAUGCCGCAGUGCGGUCUGUAGUGCGCAUGGGUAUCUAUUUAGGAUGUAAAGUUUAUUUUAUACGCGAAGGAUACCAAGGCAUGGUAGAUGGAGGAGACAAUAUUGAAGAGGCAAACUGGUCGUCUGUGAGCACUAUUAUCCACAAAGGAGGUACAAUCAUUGGGUCUGCGCGCUGUAUGGAUUUCAUGACUAAGGAGGGCCGUUUAAAAGCUGCUUACAACUUAGUUACCCGUGGAAUAACUAACUUGGUGGUCAUUGGUGGUGAUGGCUCUCUCACUGGUGCUAACCUAUUUCGCCAAGAAUGGUCAAACUUGCUUGAUGAGCUUCUUGCAAAUAACAAGAUCACCCAAGACCAAAGAGAGAAAUACAAGCAUUUGCAUAUUGCUGGAAUGGUGGGUUCCAUUGAUAAUGACUUCUGUGGUACAGAUAUGACUAUAGGCACAGAUUCUGCUCUGCAUCGCAUCAUUGAAGCUAUUGAUGCCAUUGUAAGCACAGCAUACUCUCACCAGCGUACUUUCAUUAUGGAGGUCAUGGGCAGGCAUUGUGGUUUUCUUGCAGUUUUCACAGCCCUAAGUACAGAUGCCACUUAUUGUUUUAUUUGCGAAGACCCAGCGCCACCCAAUUGGGAACAAAAAUUGUGUUCAAAAAUAAAAGAGGAAAGGAAAUCUGGACAGCGUCUCAACAUUAUCAUCGUAGCGGAAGGCGCGAUAGACCGCGAAGGUAAGCCGAUCACCGCCGAACUCGUGAAGAAGGUGGUGGUCGACAAUCUUCAUCAAGACACACGCAUCACCGUGCUCGGUCAUGUGCAACGAGGUGGAUCACCUUCCGCAUUCGAUAGAAUUCUGGGUUGUCGUAUGGGUGCCGAAGCUGUGAUGGCUCUAAUGGAAGCCACUCCUGACACGGAGCCGUGUGUUGUAACACUGGACGGCAACCAAGCUGUGAGGCUUCCCCUUAUGGAGUGCGUGCGACGCACAAAGGCUGUCGCUCAGGCUAUGGCGGAUAAGAAUUGGGAUUUGGCUGUACAACUGCGCGGGCGCAGUUUUGCCCGCAACUUGGAGACUUACAAAAUGUUGACGCGGCUAAAGCCUCCCAAGGAAGCCUUCGAUGCGGCCGGAAAACCAUCUGAAGGCUACACACUGGCGUUAAUGCACGUGGGCGCGCCCGCGUGCGGCAUGAACGCGGCGGUGCGCUCUUUCGUGCGUAACUGCAUCUACCGCGGCGACACCGUGCUCGGCAUCCAUGACGGCAUCGAAGGCCUCAUCAGCGGGAACAUCGUUAAGAUGGACUGGUCUGACGUCACUGGCUGGGUGGCCCAGGGGGGAGCUUUCCUUGGCACAAAACGUACUCUGCCCGGAGACAAGAAGCCGGAGAUAGCGGCCCGUAUCAAGCAGUUCCAUAUUCAGGGAUUGCUUAUUAUUGGAGGAUUUGAGGCAUAUCAAGCGGGCUUAGAACUCUACGAGUCCCGCUCCCAGUACCCCGAGUUCUGUAUACCACUGGUGGUGAUCCCAUCCACGAUCAGUAACAACGUGCCCGGCACUGACUUCUCGCUCGGCGCCGACACCUCCCUCAACGAAAUCACCGAGAUCUGCGACCGCAUUCGCCAGUCUGCACAGGGCACUAAACGUCGUGUCUUCGUCAUUGAAACCAUGGGUGGUUACUGCGGCUAUUUGGCUACCCUGGCAGGUUUGGCUGGGGGUGCCGACGCAGCUUACAUAUACGAGGAGAAAUUCUCAAUCAAAGAUUUACAACAAGACGUUUACCAUAUGGCGUCAAAAAUGACUGGUGGUAUUCAGCGCGGUCUCAUAUUGCGUAACGAGAAGGCCAACGACAACUACAAUACAGAGUUCAUCUAUCGUCUCUAUUCUGAAGAAGGCAAGGGGUUGUUCACGGCCAGGAUGAAUGUACUCGGGCAUAUGCAACAAGGUGGUUCUCCCACACCUUUUGAUCGCAACAUGGGAACAAAAAUGGCGGCUAAAUGCCUCCGUUGGUUAGUGGAAGCAUUGCAAAAGGGACCCGCCGAUACUCCGGACACCGCCUGCCUACUGGGCAUCGUCAAACGCCAAUACAAGUUUACCCCACUAGAAGACCUGAAGGCCCAAACUAAUUUCGCUCAGAGAAUACCGAAACAUCAGUGGUGGAUGAAACUGCGUCCGUUACUUCGUAUUCUUGCUAAACAUGACUCCACCUACGAGGAAGAAGGAAUGUACAUGACUGUCGAACAAGGCGAGAUCGACUCUGAAUGUGUCAUUUAAACUCUCUACCUUCAUAGCUUUUUUUGCUUUGAUUUUAAAGAAAUUGAAUAUAUUAAUUUUUAAGCUACAAGAUAAAUGAUUCUCACUCAGCGGUGUGUUAUCAGGACAGUCCAUUUUAGGUUCUAAAUUUUCAUAAUAUCUCAUAAAGACCUUUUCAUAGUAUAUGUACUUAUGUGUAUGUCUCUAUGGUCAAUCAUUAAGAAACCGAACUACUACAUUUAUCUUGUAGAUUUAUAACCCACAGGCUCUUUAUAAAGACACCUGUUAGUGGAUAAAAGAUUCUAAAAUGUUGCAUUUUAGAAGUAGAUAAUUAGUAGUAUUAAAUUGUGUAGUAGUUAUCGUAAAUUGUUCUAUAGAAAUAUACAGAUUAAUUUAGUUAUUAGUUCACAAAAAUAUUGCUGUGGCACAGAAAGACAUAUAUGUGCGGAAUUAAAUAAAAAUCAUUAUUUAUACUAACGUAACCUUAGAUGUACUUUUAAAAUUAUAUGUGAAUUAGGAGCCACAGUCCCAGUGUUAAUGAAAUUGAAUUCUAAUUUACAGUUAUAACAAUUUUUGAUAUUUUUUUACACUUUUUUGUUAAAGUUAUUAGGGGAAAGUAUAAGAACUUAACGGCUGUGUUUGUUGUUUCUAGAUCAAUUUAUUUAUUUUAUUUUUGAUUCAUGUUUUACUUUGGUAAAUAAAUGUGUAAGCAAUAAGUGUUUUAUCCUUCCGGAGUAUAAAUAACUAACUGAUUUAUAAAUUAUUUAGCUAUUGUUAAAUUUUAUCACUGCUUAACUUUGUGUCUAUGAAUAUAGGAUUUUGAAUUUUUAUAUUUUAAGUUUACUAACAGUAUUUUGAAAGUUUGUGAAAUUAUUUAAAAUUUGAGGAAAUUAUAAAUGUUCUGACAUUAUGCUAUAUUUAUAGCAGAUUAUUUAAAUUAUAAUUAAUAAAAUGAAUACAAACUGGC
Chilo suppressalis (striped riceborer) is the source of this 3663-nucleotide messenger RNA. NCBI's taxonomy places the organism in Eukaryota, Metazoa, Arthropoda, Insecta, Lepidoptera, Crambidae. The record is from the annotation of a GenBank genome assembly.